CGUUAAAUCAGCUGUCUCCGCCUCUCGUUGGUCUGUUCACAUUGUACAAGGAAGCGAACCUUGGGACCCACAUUUAUUUUAUCGAGAUAUUUUAUUAAUGUGCGAGUACAACUCACGGUCAUAAACACAGACGCUUUGGUGCUGAAAGACAACGGGGAAAAGGGACAAUAUGGAGAACGGGUUAUCCUCGACCGGUGACAUCAAGUUGGACCAAGCCAUCAACCAGUGGUUGCAGUUUGACAAGAACCCCCAGACAGUAGCGUUGGUGCAUGGCCUGGUGAAGGAGGGGGCGGUGGGGGAGCUGCGGAGGUGUUUUGGCUCUAGGAUGGAGUUUGGGACGGCUGGCCUCAGAGCUGCCAUGGGACCAGGGAUCUCCUGUAUGAACGACCUCACCAUCAUACAGACCACACAGGGGUUCUGUAAGUAUCUGGAGCACUGUUUCGGGGAGGGUCUGAAGGAGAGAGGAGUGGUGGUAGGGUUUGAUGCCCGUGCCCACCCCACCAGUGGAGGCAGCAGUAAACAUUUUGCCAGCCUGGCAGCCGCCGUGUUCACCAGCCGGGGAGUACCUGUCCACCUGUUCUGUGACAUCACACCCACACCCUUCGUGCCCUUCACUGUAUCUCAUCUGGGUCUGUGUGCUGGUGUCAUGGUAACCGCCUCCCACAACCCCAAACAGGACAACGGAUACAAGGUGUAUUGGGAGAACGGUGCCCAGAUCGUGCCGCCCCAUGAUAAGGGUAUCUCUGUAGCCAUCGAGGCUAACCUGGAGCCCUGGCCUGGGUCCUGGGACACAACCUCUCACAGCCCUCUGCUGAAGGACCCUUACCAAGACAUUCACACUGAGUACUACCGGACCAUCCAGCAACACUGUCACCACAGGGAAAUCAACAAGAGUUCGGAGGUGAAGAUCGUGCACACCUCCGUGCACGGAGUAGGGCACACCUUCGUCCAAUCAGCUUUCAAGGCCUUUGACCUACGACCCCCGUACGCUGUGGAGGAACAGAAAGACCCUGACCCCGAGUUCCCCACCGUCCAAUACCCCAACCCUGAGGAGGGGGAGGGGGUCCUGACCCUGUCGUUUGCCCUGGCGGAGAGGGAGGGAGCUAGUGUAGUUCUGGCCAACGACCCUGAUGCUGACCGCCUGGCCAUCGCUGAGAAACAGAAGGGUGGUCAGUGGCGUGUGUUCAGUGGUAAUGAGUUGGGGGCGUUGCUGGGCUGGUGGGUGUACCAGUGUUGGAAACAGACCAACCCAGACCAGUCUACGGUGAAGUCAGUCUACAUGCUGGCCUCCACCGUCUCCUCUAAGAUUCUACGGGCCAUCGCUCUCAAGGAGGGCUUCCACUUUGAGGAAACUCUGACGGGGUUCAAGUGGAUGGGCAACAGAGCCAGAGAGCUGCUGGACCAGCACAAGAUAGUACUGUUUGCUUUCGAGGAGGCUAUAGGGUACAUGUGUAGUUCUGCUGUGCUGGAUAAAGAUGGGGUCAGUGCAGCAGCCAUCGCAGGGGAGAUGACAUCAUACCUGGCCACUAAGAACACCACGCUGUCACAACAACUCACUGCUAUCUACGAGGAGUAUGGGUACCACAUCACUAAGAACUCCUACUUCAUCUGUCACGACCAGGAAGUGAUCCGGGCCAUGUUUGACCGGCUGCGUCACUACGGUAACCAGGACCAGGAGGCUGUGUCGUACCCCAGACAGUGUGGAGGCGUCCCCAUCACGGCUGUACGGGACCUCACUACUGGAUACGACAGCAACCAGACAGACAACAAGGCUGUUCUCCCCACCUCCACCAGUAGUCAGAUGAUCUCCUUUACCUUCUCUAACGGGGGCGUGGCCACCAUGAGGACCAGUGGAACAGAACCCAAGAUCAAGUACUAUACUGAGCUGUGUGCUGCCCCCGGCAACAGUGAUGUUAAAGGUUUGCAGAAGGAGUUAGAUGACCUGGUUGAUGCCAUCAUAGAGGACUUCUUCCAGCCCAUGAAGAAUAACCUGCUGCCCAAGCCGGAGUAGCACCACAUACAGCAGUGACUUGCAAACCAAUAAAGACCAGCACUGGUUUACAUUCCUGA
Molecule: messenger RNA, 2070 nt
Organism: Coregonus clupeaformis (lake whitefish)
Lineage: Eukaryota; Metazoa; Chordata; Actinopteri; Salmoniformes; Salmonidae
Gene: pgm2
Product: phosphoglucomutase 2
Exons: 13
Coding region: 170-2011 (613 amino acids)
Biological process (GO): carbohydrate metabolic process; purine ribonucleoside salvage
Molecular function (GO): magnesium ion binding; phosphopentomutase activity
Source: RefSeq, a predicted model, not a curated record